AUGUGUAGAUUUUUAAUCUUCAAGGGCAAACAGCCGAUCCGGCUGUCCCAUCUUUUAACAAGACCAGCUCAUUCUAUUAUAAACCAGUCAUUUGACAGCAGAUUACGCUUAGACAGAAGAAGGCCAAUGAAUGGUGACGGAUUUGGUGUGGCUUACUAUCCACUAGAUAGUGAAUUAAGCGAGGAUGGUCCGUGUCUUUUUAAAGCUAUUACUCCAGCAUGGAACAACCAAAAUUUGAGUACGUUGGCAGAGAAGACUAAAUCUGACCUAGUUUUUGCACAUGUAAGAGCUUCUACAUAUGGUGUCUUGUCUGAGACCAACUGCCAUCCGUUCACGUACCACAGCUUAUGUUUUAUGCAUAAUGGUGGUAUAUCUAAUUUCAAAGGAAUCAAGAGAAGAUUACUGAAUCAUAUCAAUGACGAGUACCUUAAUUUCAUUCAAGGAAGCACAGAUUCUGAGUGUGCGUUUGCGCUAUUUUUGGAUACUUUGGACAAAUUGGGCUAUGAUCCCAAGAAACAAGACGGCAACUUUGGUAAUGUUGCGUUAAGAAAAGCAAUGUUACGAACAAUUGACUAUAUCAGAGACUGGACCAAAGAAGCUAACAAAAAUGAAGUACAUGUGGAACCAUCCUUACUAAAUUUUGCCGUAACAGACGGAUCUACAGUUAUCGUUUCCAGGUAUAUAACCUCAAAGACGGACGAGGCAGCAUCCUUGCAUUUCAGUUGUGGUUCAAGUUUUGUGGAGACUUCACCAGGAGAAUACAGAGUUGAAAGGUUAGAUAGAAAUCAAGAUGUGAUCAUGGUUGCAUCAGAACCAUUGACAUUCGAAAGAGGUGAUUGGACAGCAGUACCCACUAACAGCAUAUUGACUAUCAAAAAACAGACAAUACUACUACAUCCUAUUAUCGACGAAUACUACCAAGAAGACCCGUUAUACCUAAGAAGUUCGACUCUCGCAGAAAGCAAGGGGCUCAUGGGUUCUAUACCGCUAGCGAAAGCUGUGGAAAAGAACGUCCCCCCACUAGAAAGAGAGGGCCGCACGAGACCUCCAACUGCUGUUGUGCAUAUAGCAUAA
Molecule: messenger RNA, 1074 nt
Organism: Saccharomyces mikatae IFO 1815
Lineage: Eukaryota; Fungi; Ascomycota; Saccharomycetes; Saccharomycetales; Saccharomycetaceae
Gene: DUG3
Product: glutamine amidotransferase subunit DUG3
Exons: 1
Coding region: 1-1074 (357 amino acids)
Source: RefSeq, a predicted model, not a curated record